This is a messenger RNA of Zophobas morio, 1446 nucleotides long. Its product is annotated as neuropeptide-like protein 31. NCBI's taxonomy places the organism in Eukaryota, Metazoa, Arthropoda, Insecta, Coleoptera, Tenebrionidae. Bases 945 to 1301 code for a protein of 118 amino acids. The record is from RefSeq and is a predicted model, not a curated record. The transcript is spliced from 4 exons.
AAUUCAAAAAAAAAAACAAGUUGACACCCCAUAACGAUACUGAAUGAUUCGCCUGUUACUUGAAAAUUAUUUUUUUGCACAAUUGUAAAAAAUGGUCAUGUCUUUAAAGUUCCACUAAAAUUUAUCAGAAUCUUUACGCACAUAAUUUCAUUGCCGAGCCUAAUCAAAGCAUCUGCCAUAUUAACAAGCUGAAUAAUUUGUAGAUAAUUAAGCAAUUAAAUAAAAAAUCACGUAAAACAAAAAUUUUAUUACAGGAAAUGGGUAAUUAAGCACAUCCCAUAUUGUAACACUUGCAUCUAUAAUCAGACUUAUUAUAAAUAUGCACUAAUGGAAUAAAAUUCAAUAUUUUAUGCUAAUUAAAGAUUGUGACAUAUGAGCACGGAUACAGUUGCAUUGAUUUCGAACAAUUUAUUUAACGAUUCCAAUUAGCAAAUUAAUCAAAUUGCACCCCCUUGUGCAAUGUUCUAAUUACUAAAACCGAUAUUUACCAAUUCGUACCACCACUGUAAUCGGAGUAAUUACAAAAAUUACACACUUUGCAUUAUUUGAUUACAUAUUAAAAAUGUCUUUUUACCUACGUGUAAGCAUAGUUGCAAAAAAUACAUAACACCUCCAAGUUUACCAACACCACAUAAAAAAGUUACACAACUCGUGUCGGGACGGAUACAGUUUCGGUUUCACUCUUUGACAAAUAAAGUGAAGCAACAAUGUGAAUACUCGAUUUCUUGAAUGUUGUUAUUUCAAAAGUACAGGGUCAGGCCACCGACGACAAUCUUUGUCUUGUUCGUGGUUUUUUUAUGUUAAUGGAUUUAUGGAAAUAAUCAAUCCGGCUUUAAAAGUGGAUAGAGGGGAUGAUUUCGACCAAGGCUUUUUUACGCUGGUUGGUACCUAUAUAAACUCAUUCGUCGUAGGGUUCGGUAUCAGUUACGUGAACUAAAACAAUUAUGAAGGUAUUCAUCGCUCUGUUGGCUCUAGCCGCCAUUGUUAGCUUUGCUAAAGCUGGAUAUCUAGGCGGCUACAGUGGCUACGGCGGUUACGGUGGUUAUGGUGGAUACGGGGGUGGUUACAGCAGAGGAUAUGGAGGAUACGGGGGUUAUGGUGGAUACGGGGGUUACGGAGGAAAUUCAGUCAGGGUGAUUAAAGUGAUUGGAAGUGGCGGAUAUGGAGGCGGAUAUGGAGGAGGAUAUGGAGGAUACGGCGGUCAUGGUUAUGGUGGAUACGGGGGUUAUAGUGGAUACAGAAGCGGCUAUGGUGGUUAUAACGGCGGUUAUGGAGGAUGGAAAUCUAGCGGCUGGUGGUAAUUACUACGUGGUUUUUAAAAAGUAUUGCGUCUCUCAUACACAAGAGAGUAUAAAACUGUCGAUAAGUUUACAAUGUAUCAAGUAUUAAAUUUGUAAAUAACUGUACAUUAAACAAAAAUUUUGCAAUAAAAAAUACAAAAACGAA